GACGCGGGAGACUCUCUCUCUCUCCCCCUCCCCACUCUCCUCUCUCUCUCUCUUGUUUAUUUUCUCUCUCCCAAAGAUUUCUUUAAAACCAUUUCCGAAAAAUCAAAUACGAAGAUUUAGCAACUCUCUCCUCUCUUUUGCUAUAUUCACUGCCAUAACAAAGUCAAUCAAAACUUUCCAUCUUUUCUAUUUAUAUAUUUAUGUGUACGGACACAAGAUUUCAAUCGCCGCCGUGAGAAAAAAUGAGUGAGCCUAGAGACACUCUUUCUCUCCUCAUCUGCCACGAAUCCGAGUCUUGUCUUAACGAACAAGACGACGAUGAAGAGACCAAGAUUGAGAGAUCUGAUGAGCAGAAACAGAAACAACACUCUUUCGCUGUCUUAACAACGAUCGGUGAAGACGAUGAAGAUUACGUGGCGGAGCUAGUUCGUAAAGAGAAUCACCGAUUCGAUGAAAACACUAAAACGACGUCGUCGAUUGACAGAUUGAUUGCAAUCGAUUGGAUUCUCACUACAAGAACUAGAUUUGGGUUUCAACAUCAGACAGCUUACAUUGCAAUCUCGUACUUGGAUCUAUUCCUCUCUAAGAGAUUCAUCGGCUUGCAGAAAGAUGAAUCAUGGGCGAUUAGAUUAUUAUCAGUAGCUUCACUAUCACUAGCUGCGAAGAUGGAAGAACGUGUUGUUCCUGGAUUAUCACAAUACCCACAAGAUCAAGAUUUCGUUUUUAAAACCGAUGUGAUUCGCAAAACCGAGCUUUUGAUCUUAUCGACAUUGGAUUGGAAGAUGAGUUUGAUCACUCCUUUUCAUUACCUAAACUAUUUUAUUUCUAAAAUCUCUCCAACAGACCAAUCUAGUGAGCUUGUCUUGUUAAGAUCCUCUGAAUCUCUUCUCGCACUUACCAAAGAGAUAAGUGUUACGGAUUAUCGACAGUUUAUUGUUGCUGCUGCUACUACAUUGUUAGCUUCUUCAUCGGAUAUUAGAUUGACGAGAGAAGAAAUGGGUAACAAGUUUGGAUCAAUCUCUUGGUGGAGUUCUAAUGAGAAUGACAAUGUAUAUUCAUGUUAUGAGAGAAUGCAAGAGAUUGAAGAGAGAAAACAUAUGACACCACCGCCGGAAGUAUCGGUUCCUGGACCGGUGGUUGGUUCAGGAAGUGGUGCUAAACGUCGUCUGUCUUUUGAUGAUGAUUCUGAUCAACCUUCUUCUUCUCCUGACAAGAGAAUGCGUAGGCUCUGAAGAGAGUUGAGUUUUUUUGGUUUAUAAAAUUAUAUUGAAUUGGUAAUUUUUGCAACAUAUUGCUUUGGUUUUUAUAUUCAAUCAUUUGAUUAUAGAGAAAAAAAAUGGUUUGAAUACAAUGGUUAUUUCAUCUUUUUUGAAGUAACUUAUAUAUAGAGAGGUUUAUAUAUGGAAGUCUUUUGAUGGUUCAAUUUUGUGGGUGGAAUUGUGGGUAUCAAAAAACUUUUGGGGCUUCUAUGAGAGAAUCAAGAAAAUGUGGGAGUUGAGAGUGUAAAUAAUGAAAGAAACAGAAAGGGUGAAUAGUUUUAGGCCAAUAGCUGCAGUGCCUGUGAUUUGGUUUCAUCAGUCUUUUCCUCUUAUUUUCAUGUGAUAUCAAAUGAUAAAUGAAGAAACUCUUUUUAAGGUAAUAAACG
Messenger RNA from Eruca vesicaria subsp. sativa (arugula), 1645 nucleotides. The record is from the annotation of a GenBank genome assembly. Lineage: Eukaryota; Viridiplantae; Streptophyta; Magnoliopsida; Brassicales; Brassicaceae.